ACGGGCAAGGCCGCCAUUUUGGCUGAGCAGCCCUAGUGACAGGAGCCGAAGCAGCAGCGCAGGCUGCCCCGUUCCCCUCCCCCUUCCCUUCUCUGGUCGCUCUCCCGGGCCCCCCCUGCACUCUGCAGCCCCGGCCCCGCCAUGUCCCAGAAACAAGAAGAAGAGAACCCUGCGGAGGAGACCGGCGAGGAGAAGCAGGACACACAAGAGAAGGAAGGUAUUCUCCCUGAAAGGGCAGAGGAAGCAAAGCUAAAGGCCAAAUACCCCAGCCUGGGACAAAAGCCGGGCGGCUCGGACUUCCUCAUGAAGAGACUCCAGAAAGGGCAAAAGUACUUUGACUCAGGAGACUACAACAUGGCCAAAGCCAAGAUGAAGAAUAAGCAGCUGCCAAGCGCAGGACCGGACAAGAACCUGGUUACCGGCGACCACAUCCCCACCCCACAGGAUCUGCCCCAGAGAAAGUCCUCGCUCGUCACCAGCAAGCUCGCGGGUGGCCAAGUGGAGUGAUGCUGCCCCAGGCUCCACCAGAUGCUGAGACGUGGCCCCCCAACCCCAGGUCCAGCGCUGGCUCCCGUCCCCUCUCUGCCUUUGCAGCCAGGGACCCGGAGGUGGCCCAGGGGCGGGCUGCAGAGGCAGAAGCCCCUGCCUGUUGCUGUCUCGCGCAUGGAGCCCCUGGGGCCGAGCCCCAAGACCUUGAACCCUUUUUUGUUUCACCUUUUUUUUUUUCCUAAAUAAUUUGGGGGAAAAAAAUCUCAGUGAAAUUCUGGGAAUGGAAUGGGGUGGGAGAUUCCGGGGGAAUAUGAGCUAUGGCUGGGAAGUUGAUGAAAACGUUUCUGACUUUCCUCCCUCUUGACGCUGCAGCAGCUGGUGUGGGGUGGUUUAUGAGGGGGGAGGCGGAUGGACUGGGGGCACGGGGCUCUAGUUCAGCCCUGUAGAAACAUGCCUGCUCUGGCUGUGGCUGGAGACACCGUGUCCUGUGAAGGAAGCUGUCGACACACCCGUGCAGACAGCUCCUCCACUCGGGCAGAGCUAGCCGAGGUCGGCGGUGUUAACUGGGCCAUUGAGAAAAGUGCUACUCUCCUGGAAGUCUGUUACGGGGACAAGGGAGUAUGUGGUGGGGGAAAAGAGCCGUGAGCAUGCGGAACCCCACAGAGGCCAGUGGACUUUUUCAGCAUUUGAAAUAAUAAUAAUAAUAAUAAUAAUAAAGACCCACCAAAAGAAAAAAACCCAACCUGGAAAUCCUCCAAAGCAAUUGGUGUGUUUUAUUGGGGUUUUGGGCAAGGGAAGAAAAACCAUACUGAAAGCACCUAGUGUGUCCAGGCUCUGCACUCUGUCCCUUAGGGAGAGGUUCUUACAGCUACCACUGGGAUGCAGCCACCUCAGGGUGUGGCUCCCCAAGUGAGCGACUGAAGGACUUGGGUGCGGACGGCUUACUGACACCUGACAAAGCUUACUACAAGCUCAGCAAACAAACAAAAGCCAGUGCUUUAUUUCCCUCUCAGUCUCCUGUUCCUGGGUAGGUUUCCCUGUGGGUGAAGGACAAACAGGACCCUUUAGUAAUAGACCCUAAGACACUGAGGUUGUUCUGCUUAU
Molecule: messenger RNA, 1593 nt
Organism: Ochotona curzoniae (black-lipped pika)
Lineage: Eukaryota; Metazoa; Chordata; Mammalia; Lagomorpha; Ochotonidae
Gene: ENSA
Product: endosulfine alpha
Exons: 4
Coding region: 142-507 (121 amino acids)
Cellular component (GO): cytoplasm
Molecular function (GO): protein phosphatase inhibitor activity
Source: RefSeq, a predicted model, not a curated record